GACUUUAGCUGCAGGUUUGGUGUCAGCUCUGCAAGGACGCCUUUAUUUUGGCCUCAAGUGGAGACAAAAGUGGCGCAAAGGUGAGCGCAGGAUCCGGCAGCCUGCGGGAUUACCCGGCGCUUCUUCUCCGCGCAUUCUAAAUAUAAGUCGGUGACAAAUAGUCCAAAUACAGUAGCAACCCAACUGUGAUGUGGGGGUGGUGCUGAGAGAACAGCUCCGGCUCCAAAAGUCUCCCCCCCACCCCCCACACUCUGUCGGAUCCGGAGUCCGGCAGGAGAAGGACGCACACGGAGAGAGGAGACGCGCCCAGCUCGCUUCUGCUUCACUAUCAUGAAGAGACAAAACGCCCGGACUCUCGCGCUCAUCAUCAGCAUCCUCACCUACCUGGUGGUCGGAGCGGCCGUGUUUGAGACUCUGGAGUCCAAACAGGAGAAGAGCCACAAGAGGAAGCUCGACGCCAGAAAGUACGAACUCAUGCGCAAAUACAACUUGACCAAAGAGAACUUCGAGGAGCUGGAGCACGUCGUGCUGCAGCUCAAACCUCACAAGGCGGGAGUGCAGUGGAAAUUUGCCGGGUCUUUUUACUUCGCCAUCACUGUGAUAACAACAAUAGGUUACGGCCAUGCGGCGCCCAGCACCGACUCAGGGAAAGUGUUCUGCAUGUUCUACGCCCUCCUGGGGAUCCCGCUCACCCUGGUCAUGUUCCAGAGCCUUGGCGAGCGCAUCAACACGUUCGUACGGUACCUGCUGCACCAAGCCAAGAAGUGCCUGGGGAUGCGUCACACCGAGGUCUCCAUGGCGAACAUGGUGACGGUGGGCUUCUUCUCCUGCAUGAGCACCCUCUGUGUGGGGGCCGUGGCGUUCUCCCACUGCGAGGGAUGGAGCUUCCUGCACGCCUUCUACUACUGCUUCAUCACGCUCACCACCAUCGGUUUCGGGGACUACGUGGCUCUGCAGAGGGACGACGCGCUGCAGAACGACCCCCGCUACGUGGCGUUCUGCUUCGUCUACAUCCUCAUGGGGCUGACGGUGAUCGGAGCGUUCCUGAACCUGGUGGUGCUUCGCUUUCUGACCAUGAACACGGAGGACGAGCGCAGGGACGCCAAGCAGAGGGCCCUGAUGUCCGUCAGUAAACCCAGAGGAGAGGUGGCUCAUCUUCUACCAAUCACAGCCUCCGCCGCCUCCACGCCUGUAGUGGACGACGCCACAAAGGCGAAAGAUUUAAAAGGCGUCUACACCGAGGUGCUGCACUUCCAAACUAUCUGCUCCUGUUUGUGGUACAGGAGCAAAGAGAAGCUGCAGGGCUCCAUCCCAGCCAUGAUCCCGCAGGACUUCUCGGACCCGUACCUGCAGCAGAACAGUAACUGUCCGCACUACAUGGAGCCCGGAUCCACCGGCUGCGUCUGCAGUCCACGCCAGUGCUCCAGCAUCAGCUCCAUCACAACGGGCCUACACAUUCUCUCUCCGUUCAGGGUGUUUAAGCGACGCAGCUCCGUCUAGCCUUUCAGUUCUGCAGAUUUUGCUGCAGCUCAGUGCGUCUACACUGCCAGGCGGACAGCGGCCAGUCGGCAGUCCUCGCAGCAGAGACGUGACUGCACGUUUGUGGUGCUAUAAUCCCAGUGAAGCACAUGCAGUACUGUAAACAGUCUAACACAAAUGUGUGUUUGAGAGAGCGCAGCAUGCAAGUGCCGGAGGCGUCUUGUGUGCUUUGACAAAUUUUAUUGAAAGUCAUGCAGGUCACUACAUGUGAACACGCUGCAGUGCACGAGGUGUGCACGGCUGCAGAGCGGCAGAGCAGCUGCUGCACACGCGGACGCUCAGGUCGAGUCAAGUGAGCAAAGGCACGAUAAAAAUGUCGAGAUAAAAUACUUCAGACAAAAAUCUAUUCAUACUCUAGUCUUUUUGAUCAUAAUCUCAGAGGUGCUGAUUCAACAUAGAGUAAUUUCUUAAAGGUGCAGGAUCGUUUGGUUUCUGUUUGUUAACACGCUCGCCAGCAGAACUGAAAGUUAACGCCAUAUUCACUCUGGUUUGGCAUUUGGCCUCGCUAUAUUUGGGGGUUUUCUGGCACUGUGUGUCUUGGAUGCUGGUCUGGGAAGGAUUACCUGGGGCCCUAAUGGAACGAGGGGCCCUUGAAAAGCCUGGAACAAAUAGAUGGUUUCGUAAUUAGUGCAAUAACUAAUUUAAAUUGUCCGUUUGUUUAAAAAAAGCGGAAGUUCUCUGAGGCCGUCCCAUCGCUUUUAUACACAAAGUGGUUUAGUCCGCCCCUGCACUCGGACUCGUCUCUGACAUGACAUAAAAUGACAUGACACUAAAUCUGAGUGAGUGAUGCUGCUGGUGCGCCAAAUUACGCCACGUUUAGACGAGAACGGGCCUACUAAAAACAGAAAAUUCUUUACUUUGUGUUUUAAAAAACAUCUGCGUUCAUAUGAUAACAUUGAGAACGAUUCUGGUGAAAACGGAUCUGCAAAAAAAAAAAACCGAAAGCGCUGCAGUAUGCAUGCCAGGUCAGUAUUUGGCGGUUUACAUUUGUAAUGACACAUCAUAGAAGAAGACCAUGUGCAUGUGCGACAUCACCGCUCUCACAGGAUCCACACGGUGCCAGUUCACACAGCGACAAAAGGGGUUCGUUUCCAAAACGUUACACUCUAAAAUCCAGUUUCAAAUCUUUGCAUUUUCAGGCCCCUAAAAUGCAGUUGUCAUGUGAACAAAAGGCCAAAACGCAACAAAAAUCUAACAUUUCAUGCAAGAACAGUAAACAGCCCCUUAGUGUGUCAUGUCUUUUCCCGAGAAAGGAAAUUUGGGCUCCAAAAAGAAAAAAAAAAAGAAAGACCUCAGAAGUUGCUGUAGAGAAACACAGAAACUGCUCAGUGUUUGUGGCCGACGCAGCACCGACUCAAACAGCAGCUUUCUGCUUUUUACAUAAGUUGCCUCGUGUUGCCCUGAAAACUUACUCCAAACAGAUCGUGAUUGUCAGAUCUGCACUGCAGCUGACACACGCUGAUCACUCAAAAUGACUCAUGUUCUGUGUGCCUGCCUCUGUUAUUGUGAUUUUCAGAGCUCUCUGCUCAAACUGCUGCUGCAUCAGUCGCACACCUGCUGCGUUACGUAACGCCACAAGUGGAAAAGUUCAAAUAAUCAUGAUGACAGAUCCCCAACGCAGAAAAACUACGGGCGGUCACAAGUAGACACUCAGCAGCUCUGACUGAAACACAUUCAACUGUUUUUUUUCUUUCUUAACGACACUAAAAAAGCCGUCGAGCUGCAUCAGUAUGUCUGACAGUCUCAGCCGAACACGGUCAGCUGGAUCGGCCUGCGGGAGAAUAUUUGACGCUUACGGUAGUCAUCGUUUGGCUCUGCUGGGUCCGGAAGUCGGCCCAGAGCAGGAGCUGCUCUGUUUCAUGGUGUUUCCAGUGUGACGUGAGGGCAGAUUAACACCAAUCAUCCAGAUACUUGAGAGGUGCAGAUACUAUUACAGGAAUAAUUCAACAUUUUUGGAAGAUAUGCACAUGGAGCUGCAGCUAGGAAGUGAUGAAUUUGAACAGUUUGUCUCUGUCCAAAGUUAAAACAUAAAAACUCAUAAACACACGGAGUUUGAUUUAUUUAAUAAAAAGGUUAGUCUUCAUGCUAAAUAUGUAGCUGAGGCCCUGUCUAUACGUAUAUGGAUACUUAAAAAAAAAAAAAGAUAUUACCCCUCUCGGUUAAAAAAAACCUGAUGUUUCUCCUCUUCAUUUUAAAUAA
Plectropomus leopardus (leopard coralgrouper) is the source of this 3738-nucleotide messenger RNA. It is a transcript of the gene kcnk3b, whose product is annotated as potassium channel, subfamily K, member 3b. The record is from RefSeq and is a predicted model, not a curated record. Gene Ontology annotation, cellular component: plasma membrane. Gene Ontology annotation, biological process: stabilization of membrane potential; potassium ion transmembrane transport. NCBI's taxonomy places the organism in Eukaryota, Metazoa, Chordata, Actinopteri, Perciformes, Serranidae. Gene Ontology annotation, molecular function: open rectifier potassium channel activity; potassium ion leak channel activity; outward rectifier potassium channel activity.